GCACCAAUCAGAGUGGAUUGCGUGCGUAAUAUCUUCUCCUUUUGAUGUCAUUACGUAGCCUAAAUCGCUGAAUCCACCUGAACGCGCACAGCAUUUGUAUUGUGUUAAUCAUCACUGUGACCAUAAUGUCUGGCAGAGGGAAAACCGGAGGCAAAGCCCGCGCAAAGGCGAAGUCUCGUUCGUCCCGAGCUGGGCUACAGUUCCCCGUGGGCCGCGUGCACAGGCUGCUGCGCAAAGGCAACUACGCGGAGCGAGUGGGCGCCGGAGCUCCGGUCUACCUGGCGGCUGUACUCGAGUAUCUGACCGCUGAGAUCCUGGAGCUGGCGGGAAACGCGGCCAGAGACAACAAGAAGACCCGUAUCAUCCCCCGUCACCUGCAGCUGGCCGUGCGUAACGACGAGGAGCUCAACAAACUGCUCGGGGGUGUGACCAUCGCGCAGGGAGGCGUACUGCCCAACAUCCAGGCUGUGCUGCUGCCCAAGAAGACCGAGAAACCGGCCAAGAGCAAGUAAUACAGUGAUACAGGUGAAAUAUAGGACAUAUCUGCCCCUUCGUCAAACCCACUCUGUUUAAUUCUUCACGGACAAAACGAUUUUCAAUUUGGAACAUGAAUAAUCCCGUUUAUUGGGACGGUUCGCAGGCAGCUCAGCCUCUCCUUCAGAAGAUGGAGUCGGUCUCUACAUAAGAAAAACGGUUCAUUAUGGAUUCUGGACCAAAAUGUGUUGAUGGAGGGGGUUUGGGCGGUAUUUGUUUCGAGUUGCUGCUAAAUGUUGUUACUGUGAUUUGUGUGAUGUAGUUUGAAUAAAUUGUAUGAUGCUGGACAAGUAAACUGACGUGU
Messenger RNA from Periophthalmus magnuspinnatus, 838 nucleotides. RefSeq names its product histone H2A. Gene Ontology annotation, cellular component: nucleosome. Bases 126 to 512 code for a protein of 128 amino acids. The transcript has a single exon. Gene Ontology annotation, molecular function: DNA binding; structural constituent of chromatin; protein heterodimerization activity. The record is from RefSeq and is a predicted model, not a curated record. NCBI's taxonomy places the organism in Eukaryota, Metazoa, Chordata, Actinopteri, Gobiiformes, Gobiidae.